Molecule: messenger RNA, 2070 nt
Organism: Lolium perenne
Lineage: Eukaryota; Viridiplantae; Streptophyta; Magnoliopsida; Poales; Poaceae
Source: RefSeq, a predicted model, not a curated record
AUGCCUUGUGCAAUCACCGUUGUGCCGAGUUUCCUCGCACUGCCGCUCCCUUGCGACGCCGACCUCGCUUCCGGCAUGUUAACGCCGCCACCGCCGCCAAACUACCAAGAACAAGAAGGUGAUUCUCGCUAUGACAAGAAGAGGAGAUUACAGCAAGGCCGCGCCGGAGAGUCAAGUAGCAGACUACCACCGGAUGAAGAUCUGGAGAGCCUCUUCUCAUCGUUAACGAUCGACAGCAUCCUCUCUGAAGGAAAUUCAGGAGAUUUUUGCAAGAAUAGGAAGAGGAAAUCUGGCCAAGAACCCGCUGGAUAUUUAAACAGAUUACCGGAUGAUUAUUUGGAAAAGAUGUUGUCAUCGCUUGCGAUCCAAGAUGCCGCAGUUACUACUUCUGUUUCCGAACAAUCGGAGGAACAGGGCUCUCAUCUCGUAUUUAGUGAGCACACCGUAUUUUCUGAGGAAAGUUCAGGUUGCACCACUUCCAUUAAAUGCAAUGAUCCAGAAUCUAUGAGUUUGAGAUCAGACAAAUUCAUUGAUAGAGUAAACAACCGGCUGCUGUGUCAUGAGGGAACUGGUGUUAAUGUGUUUGAGGUUCAUUUUGAUCUGAACUCCACCCAUGCUGCCCACCUUGACAAAUGGGUCCAGUUCGCGUCAAUGUCAAAUGCACACUCUGUGAGACUUCAGUUGUGUAAAAGCGGAAUAUCCUGUUCUGGUCAUUCCAGGACUACAAGUCCUUAUAACUUCCCUUUGCAUUUUUUCGGUGAUGGACAAGCAUCCUCUUUGCGGAGGCUAUGGCUGACGAAUUGCAUAUUUGGACCAUCAAUGCGUCCCUGCAGAUUUUCCUCUCUCAUAAGCCUCUAUCUAAAGUGUGUCACGAUAACUGAUUCUGACACCCAAAGUAUUUUCUCUUGCUGCCCUGUGCUCCGCAUUUUGAUAUUGGUGAGCUGCAAUGAUUUGGUUAACAUAAGGAUUUCUAGUGAAACACUGUUCCAUUUGUAUAUAUGUUAUUGCAAGAAUUUGGUUAGUAUUGAGGUUCAUUCAACCAGCCUAACCUUCUUUGAGUAUGAUGGACAUAAGGUACUCAUCAAAUAUGCGAGUUCUCCCAAUAUGAGGAGAAUAGUAACAAAGUUCUCGAACAGAAAUUGUUCUCUCUCGACGCAUUUAAAUAAAAUGAAAAUGAUCAAGAAAGUCUCCUUGACAUUCCUUUCACCAUCUAAGGAGCCCAAUUUCAAUCUAUAUGCGAAGAAAUUCACUGUAUUGAAGUACAUCAACUUGUAUGUUUUGCCAUCUUGGAAUAAUGUUCUUGCAGUAGCUUAUCUCCUUCAAGCAACUCCUUAUGUCACAAGACUCCGUCUAGAAAUGCAGGCAUACAGCGGAGAACAGCACCAUCUGGAGAAUGUCCAAGUUAGCUGGCCCGAGGGCAUCUCUCUUCAGAAGCUCCGAUUGAUUCUUGUAGGAGGUUUCGCUGCGCAACCCCCGGUGAUCGAGCUUUUGGUGUGCCUAGCUGGUGGGUGCGGCCCCUGGUUUGAAGUUCCUCACAAUCAAUCCACGCUACCAUCAAUUGAAACGAAUGGGUAUAUGGGUGAGGGAGAAGGAUGUUGCCAAGGCGGCGAGGGAUCAUGCGUGGAACGUCGCAAGGGAAGCCAUCGGCCUUAAGCUCCCGCCGUCUGUGAGGUUUGCCCUCCGUUGAUCCGAGCGGGGCAAGUCUGGUGUUGAAGCGUUUUCUUCUGGAGAAGAGGGCUUCAGAAUAAUGAUUUUUUUAGUUUUUUUUUCGUUUUGGUGGGCUUUCUCGGAGUGUGGUGUGGUGUUGGCAGUGCACAGAGUUUAUUUUGGGGGAUUAUUUGGGCUUACACCAUAUGGUUUAUUGUUGCGUAAUGUGGAGUGAGAUAGCUGUCGUUACCGAAGUGCUCUAAUUACUUCGGUUUCUUCAAUGGAACCAGGGCCGUGACCCUUUUCCUCUAAAAAGAAACAUGAGACACACAUUUUCUUGUGGUUGCUUUCUAUCUAUAGAUUGAUUGCGGAACCUGAAUUGAACUGUGAAAUCAAGGCAGGCAACGGCGUGUAUUGUGUGUA